CAAAAGUGUUUGGCUGGUUGGCAGCUGAGUGAAAAUCUCAAGUGAGAAAUUAUUAAAGAAACGGAAUUUUCUUGGUUGCAAGCUAAUAUUGGCAGAGACCCUUCUCCACCAUCCAAUCGUCUCUGCGUAAAAAGAAGGAAGAAGAAGAAGAAGAGAACACACUUCUUUUUUCCGGGGUUCUAUUUCUCAUAUAGAUUCUCCACUUCUUGCUGCGAAACGGACUCUCAAGUCUCAACAGAAACAGAAGAAAAAGAAAAAGAAAUCUGUUCUUCGUCCGUUUUCCUCUGCUUUUGCUUUCUGAUUUUGUUCUGGGGCUAACUUCUUUCUUGUUGGUUUUCCUGGAACGAAAGCUUCACACUUUCCCUCGCUCUGUAGCGAACCCAUAUCGCCAUUUCCCCCUGCUUCAGCUUUUCCUUCGUCUCCCAAGUCACAUUCGCCUAUUUCGGUUCUGGGUUUCAUCGACCGGCUCAGUAUUGUCUUGAAUAAUGCGAGGAUCAAGUGGUUUACAGACUGAAGGAGAACUGAAGGUAAGUUUUGGCUACCAAUGCAAUGGCAGUGGUUGUGAAACCCAUAAUCCAGAACCUAUCCUCCAAAGGAACAGCAGCUUCUCUUGUUUAUCAGGCGCCGCCUUGAGUGCUAAUGCCACAUUGGCCAACACAAACAUGUGCAACGGUCUCAUAGGUGCAGAAAUUCUCCCCAGUUGGGACUCCCCCAAAUCCUUCCGGAGGAUCCCCUCAUCUUCAUCAUUUUCCAAGCUCGACAUACUCUCGUCUUCUCUCCAAAGCACCGGGUCAUACUUGAGCUGCAGCCCAUCUUCUCCAAGCCCACUUGACUAUGAAUCCAUGAGUGCACCCUCAAAAUCUGAAGGCUUUCUGAACGCCAUGGAAGUUCAAGUGGCUGGUGGAGCUGCUGGUGAAGACAGAGUUCAAGCUGUUUGCUCUGAAGAAAAUGGAUGGCUGUUCUGUGCUAUCUAUGAUGGAUUCAACGGAAGGGAUGCUGCUGAUUUUCUAGCUGGAACAUUGUAUGAAACUAUCAUAUUUCAUACUAACUUGCUGGACUGGGAUUCAAAUCAGGAUGUUGUCAAGGCUUCGAAUGUAUGCCCUGAUGCCUUCCUUCGAUGUGCCCUUGAAGAAGGGAAUGAUGCUUCUCUUGGGACUCGGGAUAACCAUGAUUAUGGAGAUUCCUUCAGAGACAAGGUACUUGAUAGCCUACAACGUGCAGUUGCCAAGGCUGAGAAUGAUUUCCUGUACAUGGUAGAGCAUGAAAUGGAGGAUAGACCAGAUCUUGUCUCGGUGGGGUCUUGUGUGUUGGUUGUUCUUCUUCAUGGGAUGGAUUUGUAUACCUUGAACUUAGGUGAUAGCAGAGCUGUAUUGGCAACAUAUGAUGAAGACCAUAAUAAGCGGUUAAAAGCUGUCCAGCUAAGUGAUUGCCACACCGUGGAUAAUGACCUUGAGAGAGCUAGGGUUAUUAGUGAGCAUCCUGAUGAUCCUGCUACUAUAGUUGGAGGCAAAGUAAAGGGGAAAUUGAAGGUCACUAGAGCUUUCGGAGUUGGUUACCUGAAAUCGAAGAAGCUGAAUGAUGCUCUGAUGGGUAUCCUCCGUGUCAGAAACCUAGUAAGCCCACCGUAUGUCUCCACUGAACCAUCUUUGAAUGUGCACAGAAUAUCGAAAUCGGAUCACUUUGUUAUAGUAGCAAGCGAUGGCCUUUUCGAUUUCUUCACCAAUGAGGAGGCAGUGGAGCUUGUCCAUUCCUUUAUGGUUAGCAACCCUUCUGGCGAUCCAGCAAAGUUUGUCUUGGAACAGCUUGUCAAGAGAGCUGCUGCUUGUGCAGGUUUUAGCAUGGAGGAAUUGAUGAACAUCCCGGCUGGCAGGAGGAGGAAAUACCAUGACGAUGUCACUGUAAUUGUCGUCAUUCUUGGAACAAACCAGAGAACCUUGAAGGCAUCAACGUUUGUAUGAGGGGCUUCUGUUGUCACUCUAUGAUGUGCUGUACAUUUUGUCAAGGUGUUGACAAUGAAAAGCCUCCUAAGAUUAGUCUUCUGUAAAUAAGUAGGGGAACAUUUUUGCAGGGUUUUAAUGGUUUCUUUCUCUAUGAAUGUUUCUUUGGAAUAAAAGACAUACAGGAAACCAUUUUUGAUCUUUUUGGAAGGGAAGAAGCUUUAGAGAAUUCCAACCAUGUGCAAUGUUGGAAGCCUAGAAGGCUAUUGCUUUUCUGGCCUUUUGGUUUGGCUGAUCUUUCUAUUUGACUGGUUUUCCAUUAGCUCUAAGCAACACCAGGAAAAGCCACCUUUUUAGAAUCUUUCCCCCUAUCAUCCAUGACCAGCCAUUGUGGGAACCUAAAACUAUCUGCAGCCCUUGUUUGAAUUAGGUCAUUGCCAGAAAGUAUGUUCAUUGUGUUCUCUUCUUCAGGAAGCCAUUGUCAAUGCAUUCUGCUUAGAUACUUUUUGGUAGAAAGACAGGAUGCCUAAUACAUUGAUCACAAUUUGCAGAGGGGCAGGUGAUAUCUCUUUUUAGCUAGACAAUCUGGUUAAAGUUUCUUUUUUUC
Linum tenue is the source of this 2544-nucleotide messenger RNA. NCBI's taxonomy places the organism in Eukaryota, Viridiplantae, Streptophyta, Magnoliopsida, Malpighiales, Linaceae. The record is from the annotation of a GenBank genome assembly.